AUGAAGCUACUCUUGGUCAUUGCAAUCCUGCUGCUCCAGAAGGCCACAGUAACUGAACAACUUAAGAAAUGCUGGGGUGAAUACAUACAAGGACACUGCAGGAAAGUUUGCAAAGUAACUGAAAUACGUAGAGUACUAUGUGAAAAUGGGAAAUAUUGUUGUCUCAAUAUCUUGGAACUGGAAGAACGUAAAAAAAUUACGAAGCCGCCUCUUCCAAAGCCACCGACAUUUGCAUACACAUUUCCUCAAGAGUAUAUAUACACGGAAAGUAAGUCAAACAGCAUGACAAAUUCUACAUAA
This is a messenger RNA of Condylura cristata (star-nosed mole), 300 nucleotides long. It is a transcript of the gene DEFB127, whose product is annotated as defensin, beta 127. The record is from RefSeq and is a predicted model, not a curated record. Gene Ontology annotation, biological process: innate immune response. Gene Ontology annotation, cellular component: extracellular region. Lineage: Eukaryota; Metazoa; Chordata; Mammalia; Eulipotyphla; Talpidae. The transcript has 2 exons. The coding region runs from base 1 to 300 and encodes 99 amino acids.